Messenger RNA from Acanthosepion pharaonis, 1962 nucleotides. The record is from the annotation of a GenBank genome assembly. NCBI's taxonomy places the organism in Eukaryota, Metazoa, Mollusca, Cephalopoda, Sepiida, Sepiidae.
AUGUACAUCACGUAUCACCCAUCCGAAGCUACAAGAAUCACCCAAUUCUCUCUUAAUGUUACUCAUGUCGGAUUAAAUCCAUGCCAAUCGACUCCAUGUUAUAACGAAGCUAGUUGCCUCGACUUGGGCAACGCUUUUCAAUGCCUAUGCCCACCCGGCUUCACCGGAUCGACUUGCGAGUUUCAAGUGGAUGAAUGUGUCUCGAAUCCCUGUCUUAAUGGCGGCUACUGCAGGGAUUAUAUCAACGGAUUUGUAUGCAAUUGUCCCCACGGAUACACAGGCGCUCGUUGCGAAGAAUUAGCGGACAAAUGUCAAGGCCUUCCUUGUUACAACGGCGGCAGGUGUAUGACGAAUGAGAAUGGAACACUUGCAUGCGUAUGCGUUGGUGGCUAUAUAGGCAAAAUGUGCGAAAAUCGAGUAGAUGGUAUUGUUGUCGGGCUGACCUGUGAUCAGGUCCAAUGCAAAAAUGGUGGCACCUGUGUUACUAACAGGGACGGUUUAUAUCGCUGUAAAUGCCCACCGGGGGUAAUGGGACCUAUGUGCGAGGUGGUCACUCACAACGGUUGUCGUGGUAACCCAUGUGCAGAGGGAGCCACCUGCGUUAGAUCUGAAGAUACUGAUGACGAUACGGAGGCUGAUGAUGGACAAAUGCCGCCAUUUAAAUGUCUGUGUCCUGAAGGUCGGACCGGUUUACUUUGUCAAGACUAUGUGAAUUCCUGUUUGAAAAAUGAAUGUCACAACGGAGGAAAAUGUGUCACGGUAAAAAGUGAUUUUUACUGUAAUUGCACAGCAGGAUGGCGUGGCCGGUUCUGUGAACAUGACAUUAACGAAUGUCAUCGUAAUCCCUGCCAAAAUGGAGGUCGGUGUGAGAACACAUUCGGCGGCUAUGCUUGCGAAUGCCUGAAAGGCUUUAAGGGUCGCAAUUGCUCAACGAACAUUAACGACUGCUCAAAGAGCUCCUGUCAGAACGGAGGCAGCUGCAUCGAUCUCGUGGGCAAGUAUAAAUGCAAGUGCCCAUCGAAUUACUGGGGUAAGAAGUGUCAGCACAAACGCUACCCUUGCGAUCGAAAACCGUGCAAAAAUGGCGGGGAAUGCGUUAGCUACAAGAACGACUUUGUAUGCGAAUGCGCGCAGGGCUUUACGGGACGCACUUGUAGUGAAGAGGUCAAUCCGUGCACAUCGCAACCCUGCAAAAACAACGGAUCCUGUCAGUCGACUAAGCGAAGUAUCGAUUUUUAUUGCAAAUGCCCACCAGGCUUCCUCGGGACACACUGCGAGCUAAAAAAUGAAUGCUUUCCAAAUCCAUGCCAUAACGGAGGACGCUGUCUCGAACAACUGGGUACUUAUUCCUGUAAGUGUCGGAUUGGGUUUGAAGGAACUCACUGCGAGGUGAACACCGAUAACUGCAAACCGAACCCGUGCACUCACGGGGGACGCUGUGAAGAUCUUGUGUCCGGCUUUCGAUGCUGGUGUGCUGAAAAUUACAAGGGAAAAACAUGCUUGCAGUUCAAGUAUGAGGACAUGCCUCAUUGUGCAGAGGAAACAGAUGACGUUGAUGGGAGUGGAAUUACGUGGUUUGCUACCCGCGAAGGCCAUGUCGAUACGCAACCUUGCCCACCCGGGGUGCUCGGUAAUGCCACCCGAAAAUGUUAUAGUGACCUCAGCUCGACAGGUACAAAAGCAGUGUGGGGCCGUCCAGAUUUGGCGAAAUGCGUCCAUAAGGAAUUCUUGGACAUCCAACAGAGCGCGGAAUAUCUGUUGUCUCUACCGGAAGUUUCUAUCCAUGAAGUCACGACGAUGACGCGGAGGAUACUUAACAUUACUCGGAGUAAAACUUAUGGCAAAGUUAGUCUUUAUCCGGGCGAUUUGGCUGUGACGGCGGACACGUGUGGGUUGGUUGCUGACGUCAUCGACCACACCAAUGACCAUGAUGAGGGCUUGCUUCAAAUUGUUGAGGUAUGA